UCUUAUUAUUUAAGUAAAGGUGAAUUAAUCAGAAAAAGAGCUGCACUGUGUUCGGGGAUCGUUUAAAUCGGGGACAAAUUCGCUAAUCUUAAGCCACCGCGGAGAUGAAUCCCCAAGGGACAACCUCGCGUAUACCCGGAACCCGCACGCGUGGCGCUAGUGUGGUGGAGCUUUGUACUGUUGUGGUCCGGUACGGUCAGGGUUCUGCCGCUAGUGAAGAACUGAUACGAAAACUUCAUAAAGGCAACAAAAGCACACUGCCCAGUUGACCUGUGAAUCCACAGAUAGAACAAACAUCAAGGUGAACUUUGUUCCGAGGAGCAACAAUGUCAAUGUCUGGGGGUACUUCACUGAACCACGGUCCAGUUAACAACAAUGAUCAGAAGCGAGUAGAGGCGGCACGCAGACGGGUGGUGUAUGUGAGCAGAGCGGAGUCAUUCAGUGCCUGCCAUAGAUUGCACAGUCCGUGUCUUAGCGAUGAUGUCAACAAGGUCUUGUUUGGAAAGUGCAAUAACCCUAAUGGCCACGGCCAUAACUACAGAGUUGAAAUCAUUCUCAAAGGCGAGGUUGACCCUGUCACAGGCAUGGUGAUGAACUUGACCGACUUGAAGCAAUAUAUGAAGAAAGCAAUCAUGGACCUCCUGGACCAUAAAAAUAUUGACAAGGAUGUGCCGUACUUUCAGGACAUCGUCAGCACGGCGGAGAACAUUGCCGUGUUCAUCUGGGAGCAAAUACGAAAGCAACUCCCCAACCCAGAUCUGCUCUACGAGGUGAAGCUCCAUGAAACAGGCAACAACGUUGUGUUCUACCGAGGUGACUGGUCCAAUUAGGAGGGACGCUGGUCAGUUGGGGGACCAGCUUGCAUGGAGUUGGUAUUAGCUUAAACAGCCGUUGCACAGAGAAGACGCUUGGUGGGUUACCAGUCAAACUGUCUUACAGUACACACAACCCAUUACUGGCUCCCUGCUUUUGUAGGUCCUUGCCACAGAAAAAUUUGCCACAAAGCAGACAAUCCGGGUGAUAUUGGCUCAGUGAAAUUGUGCUCAUCAAAACUGAGUGCACUGACUGAUAGGGAUACUUACCGACUUCACUGUUGAAUCAGUGUGCAGUUGAACAAGAGAUGUCCGAACAAGGGUUCUCAGGAAGCCAUACACUCUCUGACCGAAGCCUUUUCCCUUAUUUUGUUUUCCAUGCAGGAGGUUUGGAAGCCAUGUACCAGUUUACUUCUAUUCUGCAUACAUUCAGUUUAUUUCAUACAGAUACAUGUACAUUAUGGCUAUAUUCUGAUUAUUGUGGCUAAAAUCUCUGAAAUAUAUUUUACACAUAUAUGUAUAUAUUUGGAUUUAAAUGUAUUCUCCCUAUGCUCAAAGAUUUUCACAUAUGUGUGUUUACUUUAAAAAAUUGUUUUAUCUUUAGGUGCUGCUGUUUGGGGACAGGUCUCACGUGAAUUGUAAAGAAAUGUUUUCAAUUAAAAAAAACUUUUUGUGUGAAUGUUGGUCGCCGAUUACUAUGUACCAAGUGCCUAGUUACUUUGGCUGUGGAGAUCAAUGUCACUAGGUACCAAUUUUUGGAGGCUCCAAGCAAAUCUUCGCGCUUGAUGGCAUGCCUGCGCGAGGCCCAAGAUGUUUGUGACUGUUGGCCGGUUUUGUGGAAUCAGCCUAUUUCAGGUAACAGCUCAUGCCAGUGACAUUCAAGCAAACAAAUCCCCUUUAACCCAUAAAAUUAUUUGUUACUGCUCAAUAAUGCUUCAAAGCUUGAAACUAAUGAUGCUAUAUGUUGCGCAGAAUGUGUUGGCAGCCAUCUUUGGAAGGCCCUACCCCCCCCUUAAAACUGAGAGGCAGGGCCUCAUUUGUUUGUGCAUAGUCAUGAAUGAGCGCACUACAUGUAUCCAGUGCAGAGAUCAGUGGCAUCAUUGCCAUUAUUUGAAAGGCGUUAGUGCAUGGUUGGAAGUAGCUAUUUCAGAAGAACGUCAAGUUGAAAACUUGUUAGAAUGUGUGUUUUUUUUGCCAGCUAAAAUUUGAAGGUAAAACAUUUUGUUCGUUACUUUUCCAUUUCUUAGGAUGGUGACAAAGUAGAACUGUGUCGUGGGCUAAUGGAGCUGGUUUACAGCUUUACAGGGGUUGCAUGCGAUAUUCGUUUGGUUUUGGGCUUGUUCGUUGGUCUGCCUGCAGUAGUAGCCUGGCAAAUGGUGCAAUAUUAACUGUUACUGAAGGUCGGUUCAUACUUUGGGCAAACGCGAAUGUGAUGAAGCGACAUGGACGCCUGAAAACAUUUGCAGCGAGGUUCGCUCGAGUUUAAACGUGUUCAACUUGCACAAAGUCACAGCCUACCUAUUUGAUCUUACGUCACAAUUUAGCAUCCAUGUCCACUUUUGCCCCAAGUAUGAGCCAGCCUUUGAUGGUGGAAAGAGGUUUUAUAUCAGUAUUAUAAGUGCAUUAUAAAGAGACUAGAGUCAGACUGCUUUUGAUCCUACUGCUUCCUGUUUAUUAAUUUUGGGUCUCCAUAUUUCAGAUAUCUGUCUACUACUUACAGUAUGUACAUGUACAUCACUUACUGAGAAAGAAAUUUAUACAACAAAGAUGGCAUA
Acanthaster planci (crown-of-thorns starfish) is the source of this 2587-nucleotide messenger RNA. It is a transcript of the gene pts, whose product is annotated as 6-pyruvoyltetrahydropterin synthase. Gene Ontology annotation, molecular function: 6-pyruvoyltetrahydropterin synthase activity. Gene Ontology annotation, biological process: tetrahydrobiopterin biosynthetic process. Gene Ontology annotation, cellular component: mitochondrion. The record is from RefSeq and is a predicted model, not a curated record. Lineage: Eukaryota; Metazoa; Echinodermata; Asteroidea; Valvatida; Acanthasteridae.